CUUUGGUUGGGUCUACAACUGUCUUUGACUCGGGCUGCUGUUAAUAAUAGCAGCGAUUAUUACACCGUAAAAUCUAUCCUGGUACCUCGUAGAUAGCAGGCUCUGUGCAGCCUGAAGCGCCGUGACUGCAGCCUGCGCGUUAUUGCCUUCCAUGGGUCAGGAAUAGCAGGUCUGUUCCCAAGGCUGAGGCUGAGGCAGGCUGGCGCUUCCCCGGCUCUCGUCACUAUGUUCUGGAGGCACUGUACAAUUUGUCAUUGACAGCAACAGAACGUCAGAGAGUGAGGGCAACUCCCGUCUUGUCUUCCCUUUUUAGUUUUCCUCGUUGUCCGAGAGUGUUGUCAACCCACCUUCGAGUGAGUUUAAAGCCUGCUCAGGUCAAGCUCUGCAUUCUACCAUCACAACAUCGAGCACAACAGCAAGCAGUGAGCGAGAACAUCAGGCACCUACUGUUGUUAUUGAAAUGUCAGACCAAGCAAUUCUGCGCAUCACGCGCGAAAUCCGACAGAUCCAGCAAGGAACGGACCUCUCUCUGGCUGUCGCGUGUGAGGACUCUGAUAUCCGCAAUGUGAAGGCUCUAAUUGUUGGCCCACCUGAGACUCCCUACGAAUUCGGCUUCUUUGAAUUUUCGAUCAAAUUUCCCAAAGACUAUCCGGCCAAUCCUCCCCAUGUCAAAGCAAUGACUACGAACGGUGGUCGCUGCCGCUUCAAUCCUAACAUAUAUGCAACUGGAAAAGUCUGCUUGUCGAUACUAGGGACGUGGCGCGGGGAGAGUGGGGAGCAGUGGUCAUCAGCGCAAGGCUUGGAGUCAAUACUAAUUUCUAUCCAGAGUCUGAUGUCUUCGAACCCGUAUGAGAACGAACCUGGGUACGAAGACUGUAGGGACAAGGAACACAGAAAGAACAUGGAACUCUACGUCACCAAGAUCCGUCAUGAGACUUUACGUAUUGCUGUCAUUCAACCACUGGAAGAUUCUCUUGGGAUCCAGCCCGACGGGACAGUUGUUGCGCAGGCGGAUGAAUGGGCAAGUGAAGCUGCUGAUGACGACCAGCUGAUAAAGGAAGAGAGAGCACCAUUCGAACCUUUCAAUGACUUGAGAAAGAGACGCUUCCUCUGGUAUUACGACUCGUACAUGCAAGCUAUCGACAAGGCCGAGGAGGAAGUGGGUGUCAAGGAGAGGUUCACUGAGAUGCCAUUCGAGGGCCAUGGAAAUUCGAUGGAGGGGCACUUCGACUAUCCGGAGCUGAAAAAGCGGAUGCAGUUCAUUAGGCAGACGAUUGCUGCAGAAACACAGAGGUGGGCUCUGGAAGGACUCGCCGCAAAGGAGCAGGAGGUAGGAAUCGCGGUCAACCUUCAGCGACAACAUGAGCAGAUAGUGGAGGACUUGAAGAAGAACUUCACUAUCGACCUCUCCAUAGUGGACGGGAACCCGUUCCUCUGGGAGCUCACCUAUUUCGGUAAACCUAUGACGCAUCUGGACGGUGGAGUCUUCAAAAUCAAGAUCUCGCUCAGUCCACGAUUCCCUGAUGAACAGCCACGAGUCUUCGUUCGCACUCCCCUUUUCCAUCAUCGAGUAUCCAAAGACGACGGUAUCCUCUGCUACUUCGCUCGUCGACCGGAUGAGAUGAGAUAUCACAUCGAGGGUAUUGUGGAUGCUUUGGAAGAGGAGUCACCUCCAUACGACCCUAGAACCACUGUCCACCCAGAAGCCUCAAAGCUCUUUUGGGGUUCUGCAGAAGACAGGAAGAAAUACAACCGCGCCCUGCGCCGUUCGGUUGAAAACAGCGUGGAGUAAGUAGAACCUAUCUUCCGAGCACGGCUGGGCAUUCUAACAUUGUACAGGGAGAUCUAUGCUUGAAUGUCAGAUGGUCUCCAUCAUUGCAUAUGCCUUACUUCUUCUCUAGAUUGUUUUCUUGACGCUGCUGUUACAUUAGCCUUGGCAUCGGCUGGGAGUUUAGGUUAUGGCUGGUCCCGAUUUCUCCUCCACAGUCCUCACUUUGCAGACGGGUGAACUUCUUCAAAUUAAUGGAGCCGGAAAAGAGCAAACAUGAACAUGAAUUAGAGCUGUAUUUAAUAAUCUUACCAUGAAAUAGAGAAUUUGCUGUUAAAAAAACGAGCCCUCCUUACAUCGGAGAAGAUACCAAGUGUCGGUCGCUCUUGACCGCAGCAUACGCAAUAGAUCAUUCUCAAAGUACUCUAUAGGAAAUAAGUUCUUUGAUUUGGUGGCGCCAUUGACUCAAGUAGGCGUGAAGAUAGGCCGAUUGUCAGACAUGUUGAGGAUCUCAGACUCAUAAU
Molecule: messenger RNA, 2292 nt
Organism: Paecilomyces variotii
Lineage: Eukaryota; Fungi; Ascomycota; Eurotiomycetes; Eurotiales; Thermoascaceae
Product: ubiquitin conjugating enzyme
Exons: 8
Coding region: 461-1792 (443 amino acids)
Biological process (GO): negative regulation of apoptotic process
Cellular component (GO): nucleus
Molecular function (GO): ubiquitin conjugating enzyme activity; cysteine-type endopeptidase inhibitor activity
Source: RefSeq, a predicted model, not a curated record